This is a messenger RNA of Iphiclides podalirius (scarce swallowtail), 1128 nucleotides long. NCBI's taxonomy places the organism in Eukaryota, Metazoa, Arthropoda, Insecta, Lepidoptera, Papilionidae. The record is from the annotation of a GenBank genome assembly.
AUGGAGUUAAAUGACGUUAUAGUGAAUCAACCCGUGGUUAUAGAUAAUGGCUCCGGAGUGAUCAAAGCGGGCUUUGCAGGUGAUCAAAUACCAAAAUGCAGAUUUCCGAACUACAUUGGGCGCCCAAAACAUGUGCGGGUGAUGGCGGGUGCGUUGGAAGGGGAACUAUUUGUGGGCCCUCGAGCCGAAGAGCACCGCGGUCUUCUCAGCAUAAAGUACCCCAUGGAGCAUGGGAUUGUGACAGAUUGGAAUGAUAUGGAGCGAGUGUGGACAUAUAUCUAUAGCAAGGACCAGCUAUCUACAUUCUCAGAGGAACACCCAGUGCUUUUAACAGAGGCCCCGCUCAACCCACGUCGCAAUCGCGAGAAAGCGGCCGAGGUCUUCUUCGAGACCUUCAACGUACCAGCCCUCUUCCUCUCCAUGCAGGCAGUGCUCAGUCUAUACGCGACAGGUAGGACCACAGGUGUGGUUCUGGACUCCGGUGAUGGGGUCACCCAUGCGGUUCCGAUCUACGAGGGCUUCGCGAUGCCCCACAGCAUCAUGAGGGUCGACGUAGCGGGCAGGGAUGUCACCAGAUACCUGAGGCUACUUCUGCGCAAGGAGGGCGUCAACCUGCGCACCUCUGCCGAGCUGGAGAUCGUGAAGGCGAUCAAGGAGCGAGCCUGCUACCUCUCCCCCAACCCGCUGAAGGAGGAGAGCAUGGACUCGGAGAGGGCGCAGUACACGCUGCCCGACGGCACGCAACUGGAGAUUGGACCGGCGAGAUUCCGAGCGCCCGAAGUCCUGUUCAGACCCGACCUCAUCGGCGAGGAGUGCGAAGGUCUGCACGAGGUCCUAAUGUUCGCCAUCCAGAAGUCCGAUAUGGACCUCCGCAAGGUGCUGUACCAGAACAUCGUGCUCAGCGGGGGCUCCACGCUGUUCCGGGGCUUCGGGGACAGGCUCCUGGCGGAGAUCAGGCGUUUGGCCCCCAAGGACAUGAAGAUCAGGAUCUCGGCGCCCCAGGAGCGGCUCUACUCGACCUGGAUAGGGGGCUCCAUUCUGGCGUCACUCGACACAUUCCGCAAGAUGUGGGUCUCGAAGAGGGAGUACGACGAGGAGGGCCACAGGGCCGUCCACCGCAAGACAUUC